AUGGAUACAUCCAAGUCCCUAGCAUCUCCAAUUGAACUGCCUCAUCGGAGCACUCCCCCAGGCUUCCUGACUGGCGAAACAAUAGACACGGUCCAAAAAGGGUCUGGCUUUGUCCAAUAUGGCCAUCCUUACGCAGCACUCGACCGUUUCUUUGUUGGCCUAAAGCCCCAGUGGAGUGGGAUCAACGCCAUUGAGUUCACAGAGAAUUCGCCGGUUACCUAUGUCAAGAAAUUCAGAAAGGCAGAAGCUAACGUAAGGGUGAAUUAUUUGAAGGCCACGUCGCAUCGAAAUCUAGUCAACCUCAGAGAGGUCUUUGUCACGGACGACUCCAUUUUCUUUGUAUACGAAAGAUGGGGGAUUUCCUUGAAAGAGAUUUGCCAGCUUUGGCCUGUUUUUCAGCUUGGUGAAGUAGAAGUAGCCACUCUUUGUAAUGAGAUACUCAAUGGUUUGAAGUAUAUUCAUGACGAGCUCGGCGUGAGCCACGGCGAUCUGCGCGAAGAGAAUAUCUUCAUCAUGGAAAAUGGAGACGUUAGGAUCGGGAAUAUCGGUGAAAGCAUGGUCCGUGUGCCGAAACCUCAAGGAAAGGAUAAAGAUUUGCAGGCCGUGUGCAACAUUGUGCAGUGCCUACUGGGUCUAGAUAAGGCUGAAAGUGCUGGUGGGACUAUGAGAUUACUUGCCGGAGAUUUUGCCGGUGCACCGUGCUCGGCCACGAUAGAUGAACUGCUUCAAGUAUGUUUUUAA
Aspergillus tanneri is the source of this 741-nucleotide messenger RNA. RefSeq lists its product as uncharacterized. Gene Ontology annotation, molecular function: protein serine/threonine kinase activity; ATP binding. The record is from RefSeq and is a predicted model, not a curated record. Bases 1 to 741 code for a protein of 246 amino acids. NCBI's taxonomy places the organism in Eukaryota, Fungi, Ascomycota, Eurotiomycetes, Eurotiales, Aspergillaceae. Gene Ontology annotation, cellular component: cytoplasm. The transcript is spliced from 3 exons. Gene Ontology annotation, biological process: protein phosphorylation.